Messenger RNA from Closterium sp. NIES-67, 401 nucleotides. NCBI's taxonomy places the organism in Eukaryota, Viridiplantae, Streptophyta, Zygnematophyceae, Desmidiales, Closteriaceae. The record is from the annotation of a GenBank genome assembly.
ACCUAUGGCUGGGCAAGAUGUCGUGGUUGGUGCCUGUGUCGAGCAGGUCAUCGAAGUAGACCGUGAGGAGGAUGUAGUCUUUGAGAAAGUGGAGACGGUACAUCCCGGGAUCAAGAAGAAGAAGAAGAAGAAGAAGAAGAAGAAGAAGAAGAAGAAGAAGAAGAAGAAGAAGAAGAAGAAGAAGAAGAAGAAGAAGAAGAAGAAGAAGAAGAAGAAGAAGAAGAAGAAGAAGAAGAAGAAGAAGAAGAAGAAGAAGAAGAAGAAGAAGAAGAAGAAGAAGAAGAAGAAGAAGAAGAAGAAGAUGAAGAAGAAGAAGAAGAAGAAGAAGAAGAAGAAGAAGAAGAAGGAAAAAACGACUACCACUUCAUCACCGUGAGAGGCAAAAUCGAGGCUGGUAUAUA